AUGAGCUCUUACUUCGUGAACCCGCUGUACUCCAAGUACAAGGCGGCGGCCGCGGCGGCGGCGGCGGCGGCCGCGGCGGGCGAGGCCAUCAAUCCCACUUACUACGACUGUCACUUCGCGCCUGAGGUCGGCAGCCGCCACGCCGCCGCCGCCGCCGCCGCCGCCCUGCAGCUCUAUGGCAACAGCGCCGCCGGCUUCCCGCACGCGCCCCCGCAGGCGCACGCGCACCCGCACCCGCAUCCGUCACCGCCGCCCGCCGGGCCGGGUUGCGGUGGUGGGGGCGGCCCGGGCCCCGGCCAGGACUACUUCCACCCCGGCGGGGGCAGCCCGGCCGCAGCCUACCAGGCUGCCCCCCCUCCUCCUCCGCAUCCUCCGCCUCCGCCUCCCCCCUGCGGCGGGAUUGCCUGUCACGGGGAGCCCGCGAAGUUUUACGGAUACGAUAACUUACAGAGACAGCCGAUUUUUACGACCCAGCAAGAGGCCGAGCUGGUACAAUAUCCUGACUGUAAAUCGUCCAGUGGUAAUAUUGGCGAGGACCCAGACCACUUAAAUCAGAGCUCGUCUCCUUCUCAAAUGUUUCCCUGGAUGAGACCACAAGCAGCUCCUGGUAGACGAAGAGGAAGACAAACCUACAGUCGUUUCCAAACCCUAGAGCUGGAAAAAGAAUUCCUUUUUAACCCUUAUCUGACCAGGAAGAGAAGAAUUGAGGUCUCCCACGCCCUAGCCCUCACGGAGAGACAGGUAAAAAUCUGGUUCCAGAACAGGAGAAUGAAAUGGAAAAAAGAGAACAACAAGGACAAAUUCCCAGUUUCCCGACAGGAGGCAAAGGAUGGAGAAACCAAAAAAGAAACCCAAGAGCUGGAGGAAGACAGAGCCGAAGGCCUGACAAAUUAACUUCUACCUUUAAAUUUUUACCACAGACUAUUAAAACUAAUGAUCAACACAUGCUGUUGGACACCAUCUAUUUUCUUUGUUGGAAAGAACUUUACCUGUAUUUCAAGCUACCUUCAUGUCACUGCUCUUGAGGUUUCUGCGCUUUGAGAGGGGCUUGGGUGUUAAAAAAAAAAAGUUUCUAGUAUCGAAUAGAAGCAGCCCUUGAGCUGUCCUAUGUAAGGGUAAUUUGAUACUGACCUUGUUGCUAUAUUUUUAUAAUGGUAGUUUUUAAUGUCUGAGCUGGUGAUUCGCCUCAACAACAUAAACUUCCUAAUGAUUAGCACUAAAUAAUUGAAUAUAAAAUGCUUUAUUAAUCAAACAAGUGCACUUGAACACUUAAAAUCAUUUCUUUAUGGUGAGUAAAUUAAAAGAGUCUAUUAAUUUUUUUAAGAAUUAUGCCUGCAGAAUAUUACUUUAUGUUAUUAAAACAUAUUUAUGUUUUAUUUCUGCUUUUAUAAUGAAUGGUUCGGGUGCCUUUUGUUUACUCCUUAAAGGUUUCUUUGGGUAUUUUGUAAAUGUAAUAUCUCUGGGAAAAGUCUGGGCCAAAUAUUGAAAAAAGCACAUGUUAGCUGAAGAGUGUAAUGUGUAGUUCGGCUCUGCAGCUUCCUUAAACUUGGGGAAAAACGUUGGGCCAAUGAGAAAGUUUCAGGAAAGUGUCAAAGUUGACAUUUGAUAAUUUUUCAUAGUGUAUACAAAUUAUGGCAAUUUAAAUCAUCUAGAGUGAAUGAUACUUGAAAAGCCAAUAUAACAUUUUCACUCAUUAAUUUUUCACUCUGGCUAGUCGCCUUGUGGAAUGGCCCCUCAUUUCUCAACUUGCUUUCGUUUUUGAACUGCGCUUGGCAUUGCUGAAAUCGCUAGGUCUCUGUGUUGUGGCCGCUGCUGUGAUUCCGUUUCUCUGAAUAGGUGCCAUAUUUAUUUGUAUUCCCUUCGCUCUGUUGCACGCCCAUUUUGAGCCAUCUUGUGUGCGUCUCAGAUGUCGGUUGGUACGUCCUCUGCUGUUCUCCAGGGAUGGCCCUCACCUAUUGAAACAAGCCCCGAGAGCAAAUGCAGAAAAAUUUGAGUGUAAACAACCGCUCCAGAACAUAGCUAGCUCCUUAAUAAAGAAAUGAAUCUUUUUCUA
Lynx canadensis (Canada lynx) is the source of this 2053-nucleotide messenger RNA. It is a transcript of the gene HOXD8, whose product is annotated as homeobox D8. The record is from RefSeq and is a predicted model, not a curated record. Gene Ontology annotation, molecular function: DNA-binding transcription factor activity, RNA polymerase II-specific; RNA polymerase II transcription regulatory region sequence-specific DNA binding. The transcript has 2 exons. Gene Ontology annotation, cellular component: nucleus. NCBI's taxonomy places the organism in Eukaryota, Metazoa, Chordata, Mammalia, Carnivora, Felidae. Gene Ontology annotation, biological process: regulation of transcription by RNA polymerase II. Bases 1 to 894 code for a protein of 297 amino acids.